Messenger RNA from Physella acuta, 2309 nucleotides. RefSeq lists its product as uncharacterized. The record is from RefSeq and is a predicted model, not a curated record. Lineage: Eukaryota; Metazoa; Mollusca; Gastropoda; Physidae.
CCAGCGGUUGUUGCUCUUCAUUCAGUCCGUUUGCCACUUUCCUAGGAUUGUUUUAAUCCGUGAUACAAUUACACCAUGACGUUCUUACUUGGAUUACCUGCUCUUGUCUUGAUAAGUGUACACACUAUAGCUUUCUCUGCCGCCAAUGAGUUCUGUCACCGAGGCUUUCAGGCGGCCGCCAAGUACCACGAGUGCUGGGAGUCUGCGACCUACGCCAACAAGUACCCCCAGCUGUACGAGCCGCACAAGGAAUACACGCAAGACUUUCUGCAGGGGUACGCCGUCCAUAUGUGUAGCGUGGUGAAACCCCAGGCACUAGAGUGUUUUAAGAAGGAGGUGGCCGACUGCUCCAACGCCAACAAACUGGUCACCAUCGCUAACGAGAGUGGCGGGGCUUGUGAGGGGGAUCAUCUCAACCCGUUCUUUAAAUCACAUAUCAUCGACCAUCUACAGACCGUACCUGGAGACUCCCCAUGUUUUGACAUUGCCGACUCGUCCUAUCAAUGUUAUGUAGCGGCUGGUCAGCAGAUCAUGGACAGUGGGGUGGACACGGUGGACAUCAGCAGAUUCCACAAAGUGGCAGACAAAUUCUUCAACAUCAUAUGGGACUGCCUUAUCGACGUGUUCAAAUCAAACUCCGACAAAUGCAAGCAGUGGCAGCUGCCCAUGUUGUUGGCACUCCAGAAGACGGCCAUGCCCUCGUUGUUUGGGAUGAAGCUCAAUAGGGACCAGGUGGCCAAACUCGAGCUCGAAGACGCCAGUAAACUCCCCACGACUAAAGCGCCCCCUGUUGACACGUGCAAGCACGACAAUGACAACGUUUUGUUGCUGCUUAAGAUAUUAACGGAUAAAUCCCAGGCUAAGAAGGGAGAUUUGUUGUUACAGAUCAACUCGGAAAGUGGGAAGCCAGAGCUAGUGGUGGCCGGUGACAAGGUCCAAGACGGUAAAGACGUGGACAACUACAUCAAGCAGAUGCUGGAGAACGAGGCCACGUCCCUGUCGGCAGACCAGAUCAAACAGAUGAGGAAAGAGUUGAAGAAGAAAAACAAGGAUAUAAAAAACUACAUCAAUCGCAUAAAGCAAGCUCAGAACAAAAGCAAGCAAGACAAAAAGGGGAAAACAGCAAAGCCAAAAAUAGUUGAUGAAGAUGAAAUGAUGAUUAACAAAUAAAUAAACACGUCCACACAAAGGCAUGUUUCAAGGGGAAGUAACUAUCUAUCAACACAACCUGAGUUAUGAUGCUUAACUGUGUAGUUAAAUAUUAAUUUUCUGACGUACUCAAUGAAUUUAUGAGGUUGUACAAAACACAAUCAGUUGCUGAUGGGAUACAACUCUGCCUAACACAAACUAACCUUUAAAAUGUGCAAUACAUUCAUUAACACUAACAGAAUAUGGAAUAUGAAAUUUUAUUGCUUAUUAUAACAAUGAUUCUUGUGAUAAAUUAUUGAACUGUUUUCUAUGUUUUUAAUGUCUUCUAUUCCUUAAAAUAAAUUAUCGUGACAUUUUUAAAGUAAGGUUUAAAAAAAACAAUACCAUGAAAGUUACUGUUUUUUUAAAUAUGGGUGUAUUAAAUUCUUUUGGAAAAUAACUGUAUCUUCUUAUUGAGGAAAGGAUUUAAUUAGGUUUUCUUCAAGGUUUCCUAAGCAGCUAAUUAUUGCCGAGCGUUACAUGCAAUAAAAUGUUUCAGCCAAGAAAUAAGGGAGAAGUUAAGAACAUGAAUAUUACAGCAAAAAAAUAACCAUUUAGAACAUUUUUGUCUUUGCUUCUUAUUUAUCUGAAUUUAUUGUUUAAAAUGUAAUAUUAUUUUGUCCAUCAUUGUGUAUCUCCAAAAGCAACAUCUGACCCAAGGAUAAAUUGGUCCUAUUUUUUCUACUAUGGUCAAAUCCUGAGAGUGACACUUUUUUCUGAAAGUCAGCUUUGUUUAGACUGUUAUAAUUAGAGUUAGACUUUUCAAAGUCUGCUUUGUUUAGAAUAACUAUAGAGCAAAACUUGUUCAAAAAUUCUCCUCUGUUUAGAUUAAAUAUAGAGCACGACUUUUUUCCUGAGAGUCUGCCCUGUUUAGACUGAGAAGCUCACUAGCUUAGACAGACAAGUAUUUUAUAAGGCAUGUUUGCAUUACAAAUUUUAUAAUGCUUCGUAAAUAAUGUCAUAAAUAUUGUAAUUAAUAAAGCUAAUUUUUGUCUAGUCAACACAGCUUUUGAAAAUAUUUUGUUUCUUAACAGUUGUUAAAAUUUCUGUUUAUCACAGUAUUUAAAAACCAUGUUCUAUAUCCAAAAAUAACUUGAAAAGUCAGGGACUGAUAGGCAUGU